Messenger RNA from Nezara viridula (southern green stink bug), 2091 nucleotides. Lineage: Eukaryota; Metazoa; Arthropoda; Insecta; Hemiptera; Pentatomidae. The record is from the annotation of a GenBank genome assembly.
AAAAUUAAUUCUAAGAAAAACUCAUUUUUUGAAAUCUAUAGUCACAAAUCGAGAUGGAGCAACAGGAAUCCAUUCUUCAAUCCUUCAUGAAAAAUUCAUUUGACCGUCGAGUUUUGCCGGGAGUUGGUGAGGAAUUAUUGGCCAAAGAGUUGAACAUGUUCGAUGUGACAUUUCUCGGAGUUGGUGCAACAGUCGGAGUAGGUUCUUUUCUUUUCGUCGGAACUUACAGCGCAACCAUUGGUCCAGCAUUUAUCUUGACGAAUAUCUUUACAGCCGGACUUAUCCUCAUGUCGGCUCUGUGUUAUGCUGACUUCAUCAAGCGCGAUAACACGUGUGGAGGAGCGUAUAGCGCUGCCUACCAGCAUAUUGGGGAGGUGCGCGCUGCUUUUUUAGGAUGCUUCCUCAGCAUGGAACAUAUCUUAGGUUCAGCCCUAGCAGCACGUGGAAUAAGCAAGCUGAUUGACGAACUGUUUAGCAACUGGUUCAGCAGACACAUAAAAGGUUACAUGACGUUCACAAGUCCUUUUUUUUAUCUUUACCCAGACGUUGUCGGAUGUAUCAUUUCUCUUUGCGCACUAGGCUUAGUGUCAUUAUUCAAUGUGAAAAAAGUUUCAACUAUUAAUAAUUGCUGCUGCAUGACAAAUUUGGGAUUGUACAUACUGAUAACACUUGUGUCCGGUUCAAACCUCAACUUCGAUAAUUGGAAUUUACCACCUUCGGAAGAAUGCGGGCAAGGAGGAUUCCUUCCUUACGGCUUAGGAAGUGUGUUUCGAGGGAUGUCAAAGGUGUACAUAUCGUAUCUAGGAUUUGAUGGUAUUGCCAAUGCAGGCUCAGAAAUUAGAGAUCCACAGAGAACGAUACCUUUAUCAAUGGUCGUAGCGGUUAUAAUAGUUACCGUUCUUUUUACGCUCAAUUCCUUCACUUACACUCUGGUAUGGUCGUAUUGUGAUCAGGAUAUCGAUGAUCCCAUACCACAAAUAAUGCAAAAUAUAGGAUUGGACAUCAUGAAGUGGAUUACUUCUGUUGGUUUGCCAAUAACAAUGCUGGGCAAUUUCAUUUGCAACACAUAUCCAUUAUCGAGGCUGUUGUAUGCCAUGGCCGAAGACGGCCUUUUAUGUGCAUACUUGGCCAAGGUUGACCAAAAGACCAAAUCUCCAGCUCACGCUCUCUACACCGCUGGUUCCUUCUCAGCACUUUGUGUUUUAUUCUAUUCAACUGAACACCUGUUGGAACUGUCAUGCCUAGGAGCGCUUUCAGCAUAUAGCGCGAUUUGUUACAGUCUCGUAUACCUUAGUUACACAGACGAAGUGAUGGAGUACGGUGAAACGGAACGGCCAAUUCUUUGGAUCAUUUUCAACAAAGGAAACAACUUACGAAGGAACUGCCCCACUGUUAUUUCAUCGUCAAUCGUUCGGAUAUGUUGCUGGGUUAUAGUCUCAACUAGCUUUCCUUAUUUUCUAAUAUUGAAACUGGCUUACCCGGAACUAAUCAGAGGAGACCCGCUCGCAGUGUUUGCCUACAUCGGCUUCUUUUUACUAUAUGGUACGAUAAUGUACAUCAUUAGGUGUCAGCCGUUAGGGAGCAGUGUGCCAACUAAGAGGACAUCAUCGCCUUUGAUUCCUGUAACAGUUAUUCUUAUCAACAGUUACCUAAGCUUGGAGUAUGACAUUUACACCUGGAUGUUUGGUAUUAUUUGGGUAAUAGUGGCGGCUGUAAUAUAUGUGUUAUAUGGCGUUUGGAAUAGCAAAGCAAGAAAACAAUCAAUUAUGAUUUAGUACUUUAUGAUAAUAAUUCUUGAAUUACAACCCAUUGAAAAUAUAUAUAAAAAUGAUUUAUUGUCACAGAUAAUAUCAAUGUCAUUGUGGAUAAUACAUUGAAAACUUAGUUGGAGUUCUUUAGCAAAAGCAGCCAGCUAGGUGAUCUAUCUUCCCCAUUGGUUCGACAAUCAUAGCCUCUUAAUUUAAAUGAAUCUAACUCCCAGAGCCUCCUGUAUUGGUUCUUGUUGUAUUAAUAAUAAAAAUCCAAUUAUAAUCAUUAUGAGUUAUUAUUGUUAAAAGUUAGUCCACCUAUGAAAAUGAAACGACAGCCUUU